Messenger RNA from Chlamydomonas reinhardtii, 4313 nucleotides. RefSeq lists its product as uncharacterized. Lineage: Eukaryota; Viridiplantae; Chlorophyta; Chlorophyceae; Chlamydomonadales; Chlamydomonadaceae. The transcript is spliced from 15 exons. The coding region runs from base 81 to 3203 and encodes 1040 amino acids. The record is from RefSeq and is a predicted model, not a curated record.
CAACACAGUAUGCCGGCUGCUGCGGCCUUGCGGGUAGAGCCUCCAAAGGGCCUAGCGAGGACUCAAUGCAGCGUGGAAUCAUGGAGGCCGAGGGUACUGACAAGGCAACCAGCUGGCUAAAGAAGACCUUCAAGAGUGCAAAUAAUGGGGAGCUACAGGGCACACAGUCGUCAAAACUAGGAACCUGGUACACUGGCGCGCGGGCGUCCUUCAAGUCCUUCCGGAGCGAGUUCGAUAUCCGCAGCCACGCAGAGACGGUGGUGCAGGCGCUCUCCACGCGCCGCGUUUACCUGCUGCGCUACGUCCGGGCCGCCGUGUUCGUGCUCAACGUCCGCACCCUGUUCAUGUGCGCCUUGGCGUGUGCCAUCGUGUACCUGUGCGAGUCUGACCACCUGGAUCUCAGAUUCCGGCUGGACUUCAGCAUCAUCAGCGUGGGAACAAUCUUCCCGCUGGUGUUCGCUAUCCAGCAGGCCUUCACGCGGCGCGACGAGGCGCUGAAAGAAAUGGCGUUCCUCAAGGCGCAGCUGAUGGGCAUCUACUUCUGCAACCGCGACUGGGACAUAUCAGAUGGGCUGCUGGUCAGGUCCAACCUGGGCAAUGACGCUGCAGAGCACGCCGUGCGCUGUCAACAGCUCAUCAUCAAGUUCCUCACCACACUCAAGCAGUGGCUGGUGUCUCGCACGGUGUAUGAGAGCGAGAGCGAGCGGCGCUCCCUGGAGGCACGCGGCUGGCUGCCGGCGUUCGUGCACGGAUCGGGCCACGACCUACAACUCGAUGCCAAGCGCAGCGCCUCCUUCACCCAGCGCGUGACGGACUCUGAGAGGGCCGACACCCAGAAGCAGAUGUACUACCAGUGCUACCACUACCUGUCGCAACUCAAUGUGCUCAACGAGACACUCACCGCAAAGGCCAACUACCCCAAGGCCGGCGAGGGCGGCAUGAGCCGUCUGGCUCAGUACAUCGCCAAGAGCACGGAGGCGCUGGAGAAGCUGCGGUACCUGCGCGAGUACCGCACGCCCUUCAUGCUGCGCCACGUGUCCUUCAUUCUUAUCCUGGUCUCCAUCUUCCUCAUGUCGCCCUACUUUGCAUUCAUGUGCUUCGACAGCAAGUGGGAGCAGGACCGCACUGGUUCCUGCCCGGCCGGCUACGUAAUGGCGGUCCUGUAUGUGGUUGUGGUAUGCACGUUGUACGGGGUACAGGUGGCGCUGGAGAACCCCUUUGACGGAGAGGGCAUGGACGACGUGUACUUCGACCUGCCGCGGGAGUUUGAGGAGACCAUGCAGCGCUACGGCCGCGCCGGCAACUUCCACAAGGCCAGUGCCGGCACCAUCGUGGGAAACAGUGUGUACGUGGUGGGCGCCAGCGGCAUACCGCCCACCGGCUACUCCAACUACCCAGGGGGGCUGGCCGGCACUGGCAGCGGUGGGGGAGUUGGGCAGCAGCAGCAGCAGCCCUACGGCAUACAGCUCAGUGUGCAGCAGCCGUCCUCACGCGUCGGCGGCGCUGCGGGGGCGGUGGCUUCUGCGGGUGGUGACUGCUCGCACGUCAUCACAGUCAGGUAUAGUGGCGGCACCGGCAGCGGAGGCGGCGCCAUGCACGCUGCGGCGGGUUAUCAGGCGCUAGCCCUACCGCCUACUCAGCAGGCGCUGCCGCUGCGGGGAUCUGCGGAUCCGCCGCGGCCACAGCACACCGCGGCACACAUGGUCGAGCCCGGCAAAGCCGCCAUCAGCACACCGCCUAUGGGGCUCGCCGCCGCAUCCGCCGCCACCGCUCUCGGCGGCAUCAGAACCAACGCCGGCGCUGCCCCGCGUGCCGUGAACACGGUCGUGAACACGAAGGGCCAUAUGACUACCAGCAGCAGCAAGCUCGGCAGUAGCUGCACCGACACAAGCAGCCUGAGCGGCACUGGCGGCGGGGGUGACGCGGGCACGCCCUCACCCGACGUGGCAGCCUUGCCGACCGCGCCAAAGGCGAAUCCGCCCUUCAGCAGCACGCAGCAGCAGCAGCAGCAGCAGCGUUCUCCUCCGCAGAUGCCGCUGCCCACAAUCAGCAUCAAACCAAAUGGCAACCCGGGUCCGGGUUUUUUCGCGGCCGCGGCACCGGCUGCCCGCACUGCAGCACCAACUGCGCUGCCUGCGGCGCUGAUGCCUGCCGCCUCUGACGCGGCGGGCGUGACCGCACUGCCGGUGGAUGCAACUGCCCCCAAUUGCGACAGCCCUGCCCGCGAUCCGUCGCCCUUCUCAGAGCCUAGCUUCCAGACCACUCUAUUGACGGCUGCCAAGCUGCCCGGCGUUAUGUCGUAUGAGCAGCUUCAGCUGCAACAGCAGCAGCGACAGCACUGGCAGCAGCAACAGCAGCAGCGGCUCAUGCAAGAUGGCACGGGCUUCCAACGCAAGACCGCCCCGCCUGAGCACCAUCAGCCUGAUGCCACGGCCGGCCCCACUCGGAUGGCUCGUCAGAGCGGCGGAGGCAGCCGCGGCGGCGCCGCUGCCGGCGGACCUUUCCAGCGCCCCAGCCUGGGUGUGGCUGCAGCCAGUGCCAUCGCGGACUCCAGUGCCCAGAGCACCCCACGCGGGCCCUUCCAGCGGCCCAGCUUGGGUGUACCGGUGGGCGCCGCCGCAGUCGGCCUCAUGGAUUCACACCCGCUGCUGGUCGCGGGCGGCUCGGGUCCGGGCACCGCCAUGCGCCACUUGCAGGGCGGCUCUCCCGCUACCUCCUCGGCUUUGGGGAGCGGCGCAGGCCGUGGCAGCGGCGGCCAGUACCGCAUGCAGCAGCGCAGCGCGCGUGCAAUCGGCAUCGGGAGCAAUGCUGGCCGUCCGCAGUUGCUUGCGGGUGGCAGCCCCGCCUCCACGGUGCCCGGCACGCCGCUGAUGCCCGGCAGCCACGGCACCAGCCUGACGGGCAUGCACGGCGGCGUCGGUGUCAGCAGCCGCACCAGCCUGGGCGGCGCCGUGCUGCUGGCCAUGGACCAGGAGAGCGGCGCGGUGGGGACGGUGCUGGUGCCGGACAUGCCGCGGGGGGAUGCCGACUCGCCCACAGCGCAGGACGCAAUCGAGGCUGACCUGGCCCGGGGGAUGUUCGGGCACCUGCACGUGGCCUCCGUCCCCCUGGGACUCAGCAGCAGCAGCCACCAGCCCUCUGCCUCCCUUCUACUCGGAGGCGUGUGCACGCCGACUGGGCAGCAGUCGCCGCCCCUUUAUUAGAUUGUGAUGACCUUUGAGAGCAGCGGGCAGGCUGCGGCACCGGUACGCGGGCCUCGGGAGGGCACCGACCAGCGUUGGACUGGGGAGCAGCCGAGCACGAGGGGCGGGGGCAGGGACCACCGGUAGGCUUGCACCUCUGCUGUCGGCGCCUCUGCUGGCGGAUGGCAGAUUACUGGUUGCGGGGUGUCGGGUGCCGGGUGGACAUGCGCCGGGGCCAGGGCGGGUUGUGGCUGUUUCCAUUUAUUAAGGGUUUGGGAUGUAAGUCGCCUUGGUUAUUCGAGGGAUUAAGACUGAGGUUACGUAGUACGGAGGUGCCGGUCAUCAUUGUGUGCACUACCGUACUGACGACAUGCUCGGGAUUGGGAAGCGCUGAAGCACUGGUGGGUGGCACAAGCGAUGGCUUCGGUACAGCAGGACCGUAAGCGUGGGUCGGUGGGUGGCACUCUGAGCUUGGCGGCCUGCGUGCAGGCCCCAGUGCGGUGGUAUGAUCGUGCCGCCAGCAUCUUGCAUUAUACAGCCAGACCCAGUUGCAAGGGGAGCACUCGGCCUUGCCUGGAUGGGGAACUAAGGCAACUGCGGUGAUGUGGCUCCAAGAACUGCUUGCGAAGGCGGCCAGCCACCAGCACGAUGUGCGUGGGUAACGUGAAUGCAUUCUUUUAAGAUAUGUAUGUGGUUGGAGAAGUGGUUGGAUGUGGUGUCACAGCCAGGUGGUCCGCGCCGCCGCUAUCGUAUGCGUGUACGUAUGAGUGUACGAGUGAAUGCAUGCCCUCUCAUCAAUGCGAAUGUACCGUAUAGCUAACUCGUGCGCCUCGUUUAUUGUAGAUGGAUUGUCGUGAACUUGCUAUAUUUAUGCUGGAGGGGAUGCCGGGACGGAUGUGCGGGGCGGGGACAUAUUACGGACCGUGUUAUUUAUAUGGCCAAGUAACACCUGUGAUUUGGCGGGCGGUGAUGGCAGCCUGCAGCCGAAGUGCCGUGGUGCGCGCGGAUGAGCCAUAUGCGGUACUUCGCCCUCCGCAAGGAGGCAGGUAUGGAUGUGCGCGGGGGUAGGUCGUAAGUGUGGCCGUGCUCAAAGGGGGGUCAGGCCACUGCAAUGACUCAUGACUCAUGAGC